AUGUCAUUCGAUGCAUCUCGAGGACCAGAUUUCGAACAUGUCGUUGCGUUUGAGGAAGAGAGCAAACUCAAAGAAACGCAACGAGAAAAAAAGGAAUUACCAGCAUCAUUUUUACGAACACUAUGGGAUGUGCCUAAUAAGAAUAAACUCUACGAAGAAUUAGCCAAUGUUGACCGUUUAAAGCGUAUAUUUCGUGCAUAUUAUGCUCAACAUGAAGCCUGUACAACUAUGUCUCCAGAUGAUGUGCAAGCGCUUGUAGACGAACGGGCACAUUCAUGUGCAAUGAAAUAUCGUCAUAAAUUACGAAGUUUACAUUUAUCUCAAGCCGAUUAUUUGGUUACUGAACAUCGAGUGUUGAAAGGUUUAGAAGAUGCCGAAACCAACGAAUAUGAAAGAGUUUAUAAACGUUUUAAUUCAACUAGACAUAGUGUAUUGUCAUUUCAAUCAAAAUCGAAACUACGCGAAGAGCGCGUUCGAUUAAUAAGAUCGGUUAGUGCAGCUAGACACGGAAGUUUUCCUUCACCAGAAUUAUCAUCAUCAGCAACAACAAAAACAGUAAAAAGAUCAAAAUCAUUUGAUAGCACAGAUAUGUUAAACGAACGUGUUCAAAGUCAUAGAAUAAACAAUGAUGACUUAUGGUCGAUCUCCGUCGUUUAA
This is a messenger RNA of Didymodactylos carnosus, 657 nucleotides long. Lineage: Eukaryota; Metazoa; Rotifera; Eurotatoria; Philodinida; Philodinidae. The record is from the annotation of a GenBank genome assembly.